AAAACAAGAAAACGUUGUUUUCAUUUUUUGAUUUCAUGUUAAUUCUAAAUGUUUUUGAGCCUAUCAAAUGAUAUAAGUAUUUAAAAUUUAGCUCAGUCGUCCCGGUAAAUGCCGCAACUGCGCCAUGACUGUACGCUAAUCCUAUUCCGUUUGUGAUGCGAAUUACCGGCCGUCGAGGAGUCAGCCCGGGUAAAAGGCCUCGCCCGAAGAAAGUCGUAUCCCCGUUUUGAAUAUGGGAAGAAAGAAGCCUCGCAAGAAGCCGACGGCAGCGGCGACGGCGGCCGCCCAGGCUGCGACGACGGCGGCCGGGGACGGCGCCACGGGUGGUGAUUCUCCCGCCGCCUCAGAGCCGACACCUGCCCCAGCCCCGGCGCCAACUUCAGCUCCGGCGCCGGCCGCUGCACCUGCCGCAGCACCAGCCCCAGCCCCAGCACCGGCUGUAACACCGGCGCCGGCCGCAGCACCUGCUGCAACACUGGCACCGGCCGCAGCACCGGCGCCAAAGUCCUCUUCAACUCCAAGUUCAUCGGGGACAUCUACACCGGCAUCUACGCCGAGGCCGACUCCGGCACCGACGCCCACGCCGACGGCACCACCCGGGCUGACUGUGGGUGCGGGCCGGGGCAGAGGCAGGGGUCGUGGCGCAGACCCGAGAGGCGCGAGAGCCCAGGACUCUCGGCCACAGGCGGCCCAGCAGCCCCAGUCGCCGCCGCCGCCGCAGCUGAAGUCACCUCCGCCGCAGCAGGGGGGUCCGGCCGGCGAUGUUACACGGCAGAUGGCUGCCAUGUCCGUGGCGGAGACGAAAAAGGCCGCAGAGAGCGUGUUCCAGCCGGCGCCCUCGGAGAAGAGCAUCUGCAAGCUGCAGCCACCCAAGAGCAAGGGCCCAGGGAGGAUGGGUCGCCCGAUAAAGCUGUUCACCAACCACUUCAACUUGAGUAUCAAGUGCAGAGAAGUGUACCACUAUGAUGUAGAGUUCGAAAAGAGGAUGCCGAAAACUGUGAAGCGCCGCAUCUUCGAUAAGGCAAUGAAAGAGAACGCACAGUUUGGGAAGUACUUUCCUGUAUUUGAUGGCGAGAAGAAUAUGUACACGGCCCGUCAGCUGCCUCUGAAAGGCAAACAGGUGGAGAUGACGGUGUCGUUCCAGGAGGCGGGCGACCUGGCUCGCGACUAUAAGCUGACGGUGAAGGCGGCCGACCCGUGUCAGGUGGACAUCGAGCCGCUGAUGCAGUACCUGGUCGGCGGCAGCUCCAACAACACGCCGCAGGCGGCCGUGCUGGCGUUGGACAUCGUGCUGCGCCACCUGCCCAGCCUGCGCUUCACACCGGUCGGCCGCUCCUUCUUCCCGGACCAGGGCGGCCGGACCAUCGACAUCGGCGGCGGCUGCGAGCUCUGGAUCGGAUACUUCUCCACCAUCCGCUACGGCUGGAAACAGACGCGCGUCAACAUCGACGUGGCCAACAAGGCCUUCCACAAGCCAAUGCACGUCAUGGAUAAGAUGUAUGAGAUCAUCGGGGACCGCUUCAACCCUGCGCGAGGUCUGGAUCAAAUGCAGUUCCAGGAGGUGAACAAACAACUGGCCAACCUGAAGGUGGAGUACACACGAGGCAACCAGGGGAAGCGCUCCUACCGCAUCAACAAGAUGGUGCGCGACACGCCCAGAACGCACAAGUUCGACCACAAUGGCAGGCAGAUGACUGUGGAGCAGUUCUUCUCCAAGGAGUAUGGUGUCCAGCUGCAGUACCCCAACCUGCCGUGCCUCUGGGUCGGCUCCAAGAACAAGAAGAUUUACAUCCCAGCGGAGGUUUGCACGGUGGUCAAGGGCCAGGUGAACAACCACAAGCUGAAUCCAGACCAGGUGUCUGCAAUGAUCAAGACCACGGCCGCCCCGGCAGACGUCCGUCUGAACCGCAUCAGGGAGUUCGUGCGCCAGGCCGACUUCAACCGGGACCCACACAACCGCGAGUUCGGCCUUCAGGUGGCCGACACGCCGACAGAGGUGACUGGUCGCAUUCUGCCGGCGCCGACCCUGCUCUACAACAACCAGGGCAAAGUGCAGCCGCGCGAUGGCGUCUGGGACCUGCGCGGCAGCCGAUUUCUGGACCCGCACCACCUGGAGCGCUGGGUGGUGCUCGACUACGCGCGCACCUACAACGACAAGCUGCAGAACUUCUUGCGCGGCCUGGCCGACUCGGGACGCCAGGUGGGUAUGAAUAUCGCCCAGCCGGUUGGCGUGGUACAGAGGGACGGUCGCUUCCCGGAGCGCGUGGACGCCGUCCGCGACCUGAGCGAGAUCAAGAAGCAGUACAACUCGCCGCAGCUGGUGCUGGUCAUCCUGCCGGCCAAGAACAAGCUGUACAGCGCCGUGAAGGGCGCCGGGGACGUGGUGGUCGGUCAGCUGACCUCGUGCGUCCUUUCCAAGACGGUGUUCAGGGGAGAUCGGCAGACAGCCACCAACAUCUGCCAGAAAAUCAACGCCAAAAUGGGUGGCUCCAACAACGGCCUGCACGAGAGCACUCGGCCGCCGAUGCUGCGCGUGCCGACCAUCGUGUUUGGAGCGGAUGUGACCCACCCGGCCCCGGACCAGAAGAACAAGCCCAGCAUCGCCGCCGUGGUGGCCAGCAUGGACGCCUCGUUCCACGCGCGCUACGGGCACCGCGUGCUGGUGCAGUACCCGCAGGAGGGCCAGGGGGCCCAAGAACUGAUCGCCGACCUCGGCACCGCUGUAAAAGAGCUGCUGAUCGAGUUCUACAAGAUGAACAACCGAGUCAAGCCACAGCAGAUAGUCUUCUUCCGUGAUGGAGUGAGCGAGGGCCAAUUCCUGCAGGUCAUCCAGCAUGAGCUGGAACAGAUUAAGGAGGCGUGCAGAAAGCUGGAGGCCAACUACCAGCCCAAGAUCACGCUGCUGGUCGUGCAGAAGCGUCACCACACGCGCCUGUUUGCGCAGGACCUGCGCGAGGCCAAGGGCAAGUCGAAGAACGUGCCUCCGGGCACGGUGGUGGACUCUGUGAUCGCACACCCCACCGAGCUGGACUACUUCCUGGUCAGCCACCAGGGCAUCCAGGGCACCAGUCGACCGACCCACUACCACAUUCUUCACGACGACAGCAACUUUACGGCCGACGAGCUGGAGAUCCUUACCUACUACAUGUGCCACCUGUUCUCGCGCUGCACGCGCUCCGUGAGCAACCCGGCGCCCUCCUACUACGCCCACCUGGCCGCCUUCCGGGCGCGUGCGCACCACGACAACUUCUUGGCCGUCAACAACAUCGCCGAGGACCGCCGGCCGUCGCUCGCGGACGCCCAGAGAGCCUGCACACCGCGGACGGUGCCCAUGUACUACGUGUAGAGGCCCCGGGGCACGGCCGGCGCGGGCUGCCGGCGCAGUAGCCACAGCCGCCCGGCUCCUGUAGGCUAGCGGCUGGUGACUGCCGGAUCGCACUGCCAGGCUUAGUGGGUGGUGGCUUUAGCUUUUGUAGUGCGCUCUUGGCAGCUAUCACAGACAGAGGUUCUCAAGUAUUUAAUUAUCUGUUUAGAGGGCUUUUUACUUUUCUUGCUGCUUUGGUAAACAGGAUCCUAUGGCAAGAGGUAUGAAUAAUAUGUAAUCCUGCUUACAUAGUGUAAAAGCGUUACGUUUACACACAGCAUCAGUAAUUUCUAAGCACCCGGUUGAGACGCGCCAAAUUCAUCUGAUUGCCUAGUCCCGUCCCAGCUGGCGGGACGCCGAACUGAUUUCGUCUCCGCGGGGUGCUGCCCUCGCACGCCCCGGAGGACGCGAGUGACGACCACUGGCUGCACGCUCAUGGCUGGGCCAUGACGUGCGCGCUGCACGGACUCCGCGGGCCGUCCGGCGGUGCGCCGGCCGGGCGGCCUCUGCGCCGCGCGCGCUGGCUAUCUGAGGAGCGCCGCGCCAACGGUGCCCCGCGCUCUGUCGGCGGGUUGGCGCCGCGCUCCGAAUUUCCGGCAGCCGGGCGCCGCCGGUAGGCAGCCGCCGCCGUACCGGCGCCCGGCCGCGUGGUCGUGGGUUGAGAAUCGGGCGUCCGCUGUUGCACGAUCAGCUUCUGUGUGCGUCUGUCGCUCUUCAUAGGUUUGUGAACUGAUUUUUUCCCUGCUGGCUUUCUGGAUCAAAUACACGAGCUCUACGUGGU
This is a messenger RNA of Amphibalanus amphitrite, 4145 nucleotides long. Its product is annotated as protein argonaute-2-like. The coding region runs from base 233 to 3346 and encodes 1037 amino acids. The transcript is spliced from 7 exons. Gene Ontology annotation, molecular function: RNA binding; protein binding. Lineage: Eukaryota; Metazoa; Arthropoda; Thecostraca; Balanomorpha; Balanidae. The record is from RefSeq and is a predicted model, not a curated record.